AUGUUUAGUGUGUCCUUUGCUCUUGCUAAAAGUAAAAUAGAAAAGAGAUGUAACUGAAUGGACAAAGUAAUUUUUCUCUCUGGUAAAUUGAUAAAUUUUCUUACGGGCAAACUUGUUCUCUUGUUCCGAGUGAAUAGUGAUCUUUUGAUGUUUCUAAUUGUCAAUAAUGAAGAUACGUUGAAGAAACAAAUAAUAUUUCUGCUUUUGCCUGCCAUUUAUUGGUGAUGAUAUGUAUAUUGAGGUUUAUUGUAGGAGAAUAUGAAGGUACUUUAAGAAGUCAUGGUAUGUCGAUGUUAAUGCAUGUGUUUUCAACCCUCAGAGCGCAGGCUCGUGGAGAAUCCAUUGCUACCAUCUUGCAGCAGUCGAUUCGAGGGAUGAUGGAAAUUUUGCUAGAAUGUCUAGCAACGUUUUCAGUUAGAUGUUGGGAAAUAUUUGCAAAGGGACCGAUGUUUUUCGCUCCAGUGAGUAUACGUUUUCAGUGAUGUAGCCUAAUUUAUGAUAAUUAAUACUCCUUGCGCUUAAAUCAUAAUCUUGUUGUUUAUUUAUUCCAAAAAAUUAUAUUAUUUAUAAGUUCUUUCGUCGUUUCAAAUGGCGAUUAGAUUUAUUUCUUGAUAAAACUUGA
Heterotrigona itama is the source of this 622-nucleotide messenger RNA. The record is from the annotation of a GenBank genome assembly. Lineage: Eukaryota; Metazoa; Arthropoda; Insecta; Hymenoptera; Apidae.